Molecule: messenger RNA, 1095 nt
Organism: Anthostomella pinea
Lineage: Eukaryota; Fungi; Ascomycota; Sordariomycetes; Xylariales; Xylariaceae
Source: the annotation of a GenBank genome assembly
AUGCGGCUCGUCGAAAUCAUGCUCACGGCGUCAUGCCUUGCGACUGGCGCGCUAUCUGCAUCCAGUACGAGCAGCGCCGACCACUACCAAUCAUCCGCCGAAGCCGCCCUCACAAAGCUUCAAACCUGGUACAACGAAGACACGGGCCAAUGGAAGAGCUACACUCCCUCCUGGUGGCAAUCGGCCAACCAGCUCACGACAUUGCUCGACAUGGUCCGGCUCGGAAGCUCGGAGGCCGCCAAGAUCGCAGACACCGUGGUCCCGAAUACAUUCCACCGCAACGGUGACCACGCCUUCAAAAACGCCUACUACGACGACGAGGGCUGGUGGGCAGUGGCCUGGAUGCGGGCCUACGAAGUCACGCACAACAAGGACUACCUCGAGACGGCGGAGGGCCUGUUCAAGGACAUGACGGGCGGCUGGGGCACGAACUGCUCCGCCGACGGCGGCCUGUGGUGGGACAAGGACCACACGGACAUCUCGCCCAUCUCGAACACGCUCUUCAUCCAGGUGGCGGCGUGGCUGGCCAACAGAGUGCCGGAGGAUCGCAAGCAGUAUUAUGCCGACUGGGCCGUGAAGGCCUGGGGGAUUUUUAGGGGGAGCGAGAUGUAUUGGCCGGAGAAACACCUCGUGGGGGGCGGCAUUGAUAUCGAGACUUGCCAUACGAGGGAGACUACUUGGGGGUACACGUAUUACGACGGCACGCUCAUCUCGGCGCUGUGUGGGUUGACGGUUGCGACUGGGAAGGAGGAAUAUAGGGACGAGGCGCAUCUGAUUGCGGCGGCUGUGAUGGAUACAAUGUCCGAAGACGGCGAACUGCAGGAACAGCACAUAAGCCAAGCGCACCCAGGACAAGCGGCACCACAGUGGAAGGGGAUCUUCAUGCGCGGGCUGCUACACCUCCACCAGCAGAGUCCCCGCCCCGAGUACAAGGCCUUCGCCCAAAAGUCAGCCGAUAGCAUCCUGGCGAACGACAAGAAUGACGAGGGGGCGCUGGGCCCCGAUUGGAAUGGGCCUUUCUACGGCCCUGCCAAUGCUAGUCCGCAUAGCUCGGCUAUGGAUGCCGUCGUGGCGGCUUGGGGUGCGUCGAUGUGA